This is a messenger RNA of Verticillium alfalfae VaMs.102, 912 nucleotides long. RefSeq lists its product as hypothetical. NCBI's taxonomy places the organism in Eukaryota, Fungi, Ascomycota, Sordariomycetes, Glomerellales, Plectosphaerellaceae. The transcript has a single exon. The record is from RefSeq and is a predicted model, not a curated record. Bases 1 to 912 code for a protein of 303 amino acids.
AUGCCUGGCCUCACGAUAUCCACUGACUCCGUGUCCCCACGCACGACAGCCACACCAUUCGAGGCACAACAAGCACAUGCCCAGGCUCAGACCCAAGGCCAACCUCAGGCGCAGGCGCCACCGAAAGCGCCGUCAACAGCAAACCCAUUAGGCAGCGCGCCACAAUCACAAUCUCGUUCGACCUCGCCAGUCCGUCCCCCAAUAAGUCCCAUAACACCAACACUCCCCGCGACCGAGCUUCCGCCGGUCCCGAACCCGCAACAGCUUCCGCCCCCCGCCUCAUCCGCCGCAUCUUUCUCUGCAGGUCGCCAGACAUUCACCCACAACCAACCCGUGCCCGACGCCGCAGCGACGGCCAUCCCCCCACCGCGCCCCGAACCGAUCGACUUUGACGCGAACCCUGACGUCCUGGCCCUCAAGUCCGCCAUAUCCAUCCUGCAGCUCCAGCGCCAGAGGGCGGCCAACGACAUACGUGCUCUCGGCGCGGCAAAAGAUGCGGCUGCCGCCGAUCCCGAGGCGUUUCUCGCCGAUCUGACUGCCAACAAGAUCCAUGGCCAGCAGGACCCCCUCUUCCCCACGGCGCAGGCACACGACUCCUCAUCCUCCGAGGACGAGAGCGACGAUGACGACGAACCUGGAGCCGCGCCUUCAGGCGACGUGCCGCUGACAGGUGGAUCCGCCGUCGACGGGGACCCGCUACGGCAGCCGAAGAUUAAGUCGAAACCCAAGAGCGCUGAACCGCCAAAGCCAUGGAAGAACCUGCCGCGUCCACAAAAUAUUGUACGGUGUCCGCCCAUUAACUGGGCGCAGUACGCUGUCGUCGGCGACUCGCUCGACAAGCUACAUGCAGAGCAGCGUGCCCGCCCGAACCAGGGCCAGCCAGCCGUUGUGGGGUCCGACGGCGCCUUUUGA